UCCAAUCCUUCAGGUGCAGUACAAAGGUUCACUUAGAGCAGUGUAGCUGCUAUUCAUUCUGCAUAAUAAGCUGUGCGACUCAGUCUGUCUCUUUCUUUCAUGAUCAACUCCUUUAUUGAUUUUAUCUUUUAUAAAGUACUUUUUUCUUUUAUCAUAUCAAACUUUUCAUAAAAUUUCCUUUAGGAAUUGAUUUGAUCCUUUUCUCUUUCUCAAACUUUGUUGGGUAGGGAAACACUUUUUAACCUUGGGGUUUCAUUUUUAAUUUUCGUUGUAGCCGUCUUUUGCUAUAACAACCUCUCACUUUGCUACUGCUUGGAGAUGUCCAUCUCGGGCCAGCCUGUGGCACAGUUCAGUGUGUGGGAUUAUGUGGUGUUUAUCGCCAUGCUUCUUGUGUCCCUGAGCAUUGGGGUCUAUCAUGCAUUUAAGGCCAGGGCCCAGCAGUCGAACAAUGAGUUCCUGCUGGGAGGCAGGAAGAUGAAGGCAGUGCCUGUUGCCAUGUCACUUACUGCCAGCUUCAUGUCGGCUGUUACGGUGAUUGGGACACCAGCAGAGGUUUAUCGCUACGGGGCCAUGUUCUUGAUCUUCUGCAUCAGCUACUCCGUGGUUGCCAUCGUCUGUGCUGAAAUCUUCCUGCCUGUAUUCUACAGACUCAAUAUCACCAGCACUUAUGAGUAUCUAGGGAUGAGAUUCAACAAAACGGCCCGAUACAUUGGGACCUUUCUCUACGUCGUUCUAACAGUACUAUACACUGGGAUUGUCAUUUAUGCCCCGGCAUUAGCAUUGAAUCAGAUAACUGGAUUGGAUCUCUGGGGAGUUCUCGUUGCAACUGGGCUUGUCUGCACCUUUUACUGUACUUUGGGUGGCCUGAAAGCUGUGGUUUGGACUGAUGUGUUCCAGAUGUUGAUCAUGUUUGCUGGCUUCAUGGCUGUAAUAAUCCGAGGUUUGGUUCCCCAAGGAGGAUUUGGACGUAUCUGGAAUAUCUCAUAUCAUGGAGGGAGACUCAACUUCUGGGACUUUGACCCAGACCCAUUGAGACGCCACACUUUCUGGACAAUUGUGGUUGGAGGGAGUUUUAUGUGGACAGCCAUCUAUGGUAUCAACCAAUCUCAGGUGCAGCGGUACAUCUCCUGCAAAUCUAUAUGUGAAGCUAAACUGUCACUCUACCUGAACAUGGUUGGCCUUUGGAUGACUGCUUUGUGUGCAGUGCUGAGUGGACUGAUUAUGUAUUCUAUUUACUACCAGUGUGACCCAUUGACAGCAAAGCAAGUCCAAGCACUCGACCAGUUGCUCCCGUAUCUGGUAAUGGAUUUCCUGGGAGAUUAUCCGGGUGUGCCUGGACUCUUUGUUGCAGCUGCAUACAGUGGGACUUUGAGUACAGUCUCCUCCAGCAUUAAUGCACUGACAGCUGUCACAAUGGAGGAUGUCCUCAAGCCUCAUCUCAACUUUUCAGAGAAGAAAAUGGCUUGGAUCACAAAAGGAAUCAGUCUCAUGUUUGGACUCAUCUGCAUUGGAAUGGCUGCCUUAUCUUCCUUGAUGGGAAGUGUGCUCGAGGCAGCCCUCACUAUCUUUGGGAUUAUUGGAGGUCCACUGCUUGGAUUCUUUUUGUUAGGCAUGAUAUUCCCCUGGGCCAAUUCAACUGGCGCAAUAUCUGGCCUGGUUGUCAGCCUCGCAUUGACAUUAUGGGUUGGAAUUGGUGGACAGGUCUACCCGCCACUGCCUGAGAAAACGCGACCCCUGCCCCUCAGCGUUGAGGGGUGCCUGUUCAACAUCACCACACCUGCACCACCUAUGAAUGAGAGCAGCUGGGGGACAACUCAUGAACCAGAGCUGAACUUCAGGCCAGAAAUUGCAAGCACGUGGUAUUCAAUCUCCUACCUCUACUUGAACCCAAUAGCAACCAUGAUUGUCUUGAUUCUUGGGCUCAUCAUCAGCUUGCUGACAGGAAAAAGCAAGAGAGAGGUGGAUACGAAGCUUCUGAUCACAAAGAAGGACCUGGUGUGCUGUUUCUGCUGGACUGAUACAGCCGAUCACCCAGAGGAUAAAGACAUUAAAAUGAAGACAAAGAAGGCAGAAGAGAAGGGCCAGGAAAAUCCCACCUUCAAUCAUCAAGAGGUCAACUGUCCAGAGAAACAGGCUCCCAUCCCAUCCACAACAUAUUUGUAGAUAAUAUAUAUAUCAUCCUCAACACAAGAAUAUCACACUAAGUUUCCAGAUGUUGGGAACUUUAUUUCCUCUCACAAGUGUGUUGAGUGCACGUCUAUCAGAUUGGGUUAUAGAGGUGGUUCCCACUGUCCCUCUUCUCACAUACUCCCACGUCCUGAAAUAUGACUGUGGUGGAGUUUCCCACUGCAUUUCACUGAAACUAUCUCAGCAGAAUCAACUCUGAAGAAUCACAUGGCAUUUAACUUUAACCACUCAGAUGCCAGGGAGUGAAAUAUUGGAGGUCAAUUAACAUUGGUUGUCAACUUUAAGCACAUUCACAGCUACUAUUUGCACUCAAUUUCACACUUCCAUUUUCAACCACUUCAAUGCAUUGUGUGAAGGUGAACCCAACCAAUGGCUGCACUCAUUCAGACAUCAGUGUUGGCACCUAAAGGCCAAUUACUCCCCCAGUAAUGUAUGACACAUCACCGGAACCUAACCUCUGGUUAAUAUGGUUUGACAGGACACACAUUUCUCUUCUUAAGCUUUUUAGUUCAUACACUGAGAUGUCGAAUUAAAACUAUUAUUAAAGUAAUAUUUAGUAAAUAUUUUCAAGAUUAGAUUCUAUUGCCCUUCAAAAUAUAACAGUGCAUAGGCAUUAUUGUAAACAGCGCAAACCAGGCACAGAACUGUUCACACUUCACCUAGUUUCCAGAAAUGCGGUUUUGCACAAAUUUAUAUAUCACUACAAUUUAAAAUCCACCAUGAAGAGAUAAUCAAGCAAAAUAUUAAAGUGUAAUUUUUAAAAAUAAAUAUAUUCUUUGAUCAA
This is a messenger RNA of Mobula hypostoma (lesser devil ray), 2971 nucleotides long. It is a transcript of the gene slc5a8l, whose product is annotated as solute carrier family 5 member 8, like. NCBI's taxonomy places the organism in Eukaryota, Metazoa, Chordata, Chondrichthyes, Myliobatiformes, Myliobatidae. Gene Ontology annotation, biological process: propanoate transmembrane transport; sodium ion transport. Gene Ontology annotation, molecular function: organic acid:sodium symporter activity. Bases 319 to 2163 code for a protein of 614 amino acids. The record is from RefSeq and is a predicted model, not a curated record. Gene Ontology annotation, cellular component: extracellular exosome; membrane. The transcript has 15 exons.